Endocarpon pusillum Z07020 is the source of this 303-nucleotide messenger RNA. RefSeq lists its product as uncharacterized. The transcript is spliced from 2 exons. The record is from RefSeq and is a predicted model, not a curated record. Bases 1 to 303 code for a protein of 100 amino acids. Lineage: Eukaryota; Fungi; Ascomycota; Eurotiomycetes; Verrucariales; Verrucariaceae.
AUGCCUUUCAACAACUUCUGGCGCACGUUUUUUGCCAUCGCUUUGACAGCCGCCAUUUUUGCCACGAUUGUGGCAGUACUCUGCUUCAUCCAUCGCAGAGAGACACGCCGUGCUCAGCAAGCAGAGGCACAGGCGCAAGCACCAGCACCAGCACCAGCACGAAAUGGGAUUGAUCUGCCUGUUUUGAGCCGGAACAAUGACUUCCGCGAGUCAGACGAGACCCUGGUUACGCCAGCGCGGCCGCUUGUGCCUGCAUUCUUGAGGCCUCCCAUACCAAGAGCAGCAAAUCGCUGCCCUGUCUAG